Orycteropus afer afer is the source of this 414-nucleotide messenger RNA. RefSeq names its product centromere protein A (gene CENPA). Gene Ontology annotation, molecular function: structural constituent of chromatin; protein heterodimerization activity; DNA binding. Lineage: Eukaryota; Metazoa; Chordata; Mammalia; Tubulidentata; Orycteropodidae. The transcript is spliced from 4 exons. Bases 1 to 414 code for a protein of 137 amino acids. Gene Ontology annotation, cellular component: nucleosome. The record is from RefSeq and is a predicted model, not a curated record.
AUGGGCCCGCGCCGGAGGAUCCGCAAGCCCGAAGCCCCGACAAGGCGCCGCCCAAGCCCGACCCCCAGCACCCCACGGCGGCGCACUUUAGGUACUUCCUCCCGACGACCUGGCCGGUGGAGACCUCGAGUUCUGAAGGAGAUCCGGAAGCUUCAGAAGAGCACAGACCUAUUGUUAAGGAAGAGGCCCUUCAGCCUCCUGGCAAGAGAAGUAUGUGCUAAAUUCACUCGUGGUGUGGACUUCAAUUGGCAAGCCCAGGCCUUGUUGGCCCUACAAGAGGCAGCAGAAGCAUUUCUAGUUCAUCUCUUUGAAGACGCCUAUCUUCUCUCCUUACAUGCUGGCCGUGUUACUCUUUACCCAAAGGAUGUGCAACUGGCCAGGAGGAUCCGAGGCAUUCAGGAAGGUCUCGGCUGA